GUAUGGCCUCCCUAACUUUACAUCGUGUUUUCGUUUAUGGGACGCUUAAAAGAGGUGAACCUAACCACCAUGUUAUGACUAAUACUGAAAAUGGGACAGCAAAAUUCGUUGGAGAAGGAAAAACGACAGAAUCAUGGCCACUGGUUAUUGCUUCCAAGUACAACAUCCCGUUUCUACUUCAUUGCAAGGGCAAAGGGCAGCUUGUCAUUGGAGAGGUGUAUGAUGUUGAUGAUGAAAAAAUGAAGGAGUUGGACCUUUUAGAAGAAUAUCCAAAAUUUUACAACAGAAUAAAAAUCCCAGUAUACAUUUUAAAAGAUAAAGAUGAUGAUUUUGGAAACGAUACAGACGUUUUGUGUUGGGUGUAUAUUUUAGAGAAGUUCAAACCACAUUUGUUAGAGUUGCCAUUUUUGAGUAAUUAUAGUUCCAAGGGAGAGCACGGUUUGGAGUUUUGUAUUGACGCUACACAUCCUGAGUCUGCAGAUCCAAUGAUAAACCUCAAAAAUGAAAUAAAAGAGAUGGCUUAGGAUUUUUGUCAGACAACAAGAUACUGAUGUGUUUAUUUAGGAAAGUCACAAAGAAAGUCACAAAGAAUAUUACUUUUUGUAAUCACAUUUACUUACCAUGUAAUGCAGCAUGAAUAUUAAUAAACUUGUUUCAUUAUGCUUGCAUGACACAUUGAUUUUCACCAAAAAAUAAAAAGAAAGAAAAAAAAUUGCAUGGUAACGAUUUGUUUUCCAAAUAGGCCAACUACGUACUGGCAAAGUUUCAUGUUCCAAAAUUUACUUGUGGUACCAACAUGGACUACUAAUUCUUCUGUAUAACAUUGCUCUUUUUCUGCUAGCAAAAAGUUAAAGAUGCAUAUUUCAGGAAAAUUGAAAGUCAUUAUGAUUCACAACUAGUGACAUAAUGAUAUAAUCACAUCCAAACUUAUUGUCCUAUAUAUAUGUAAUUAUGUUUCAAAACAGCAUGGGUUGUGGUUAUGGUUUCUUUAUUGAUAUAUAGCACGUUGAACCAUGCUUGCACUCUGUGCUCUUUAUCUUUUAACUAACAUUAAUUUACCAAGUACUCGACAUAUCUGUAUACUGAACGAGUUUUGGUACAGAAGUGGGCAUUUUGUUUGACAUUUUGAAUCAUCCUACAGGAUUAUGUAUGAAAUAUCAGGAUCAUAGUAUAAGUAUUUGUAAAAUGGUUUACUUAAAAAUGUUCUCAAGUUAAGUACCAGUAGACUUAUACUAUAUAUGAAAUAGUGGGAGCUUUGUGUUGCGAGAAAGAAAGAGGAGCUUAAUUAGUUACUAUUAUAAUAGUAAGAGAAAAAUAUUUUAUGCCUCUUACUACAUAUGCUGCCCUUUCUACUAUCAGAAAUGCUGAUAUAAUUUCAAAUUAGACUUCCAUUAACUCAUUUCAGAGGGUAUUAGGAGAAGUACAUGAAAUAGACGACAAAAUGAAGGCAUUCCUAGAUGACUUUGAAGGCCACCCAAAUUUCUAUGAACGAGAUAG
This is a messenger RNA of Lingula anatina, 1497 nucleotides long. Its product is annotated as gamma-glutamylaminecyclotransferase-like. Gene Ontology annotation, cellular component: cytosol. Gene Ontology annotation, molecular function: gamma-glutamylaminecyclotransferase activity. Lineage: Eukaryota; Metazoa; Brachiopoda; Lingulata; Lingulida; Lingulidae. The record is from RefSeq and is a predicted model, not a curated record.